Rhinichthys klamathensis goyatoka is the source of this 782-nucleotide messenger RNA. RefSeq names its product PITH (C-terminal proteasome-interacting domain of thioredoxin-like) domain containing 1 (gene pithd1). The record is from RefSeq and is a predicted model, not a curated record. Lineage: Eukaryota; Metazoa; Chordata; Actinopteri; Cypriniformes; Leuciscidae. Gene Ontology annotation, cellular component: nucleus. The coding region runs from base 77 to 709 and encodes 210 amino acids. The transcript is spliced from 6 exons.
CCGCUCGAGCUGUCGAAUAUCGCUCAUUAGAGCAUAGUUGUGAGUGUUUUGGCACUUUUCCCGUUGUUCACACACCAUGUCUGGCCAUGGUCACGGCCACGGCCACGGCCACGGCUGCUGUGAAUGCGAGCACGAGCCCGCUGAGCGAGGAGUGGAAUAUGAGCUGUACAAACGCAUUGAUAUCGAGAAGCUUCAGUGUUUGAACGAGAGCCGAGACGGAGACGGGAAACUGGUCUUCAAGCCUUGGGAUCAACGCACUGACAGGACGAAGUUUGUUGAAAGUGAUGCUGACGAGGAGCUUCUGUUCAAUAUACCGUUUACAGGUAGCGUGAAGCUGAAAGGGAUCAUUAUUGCUGGAGAAGAUGAUGAGUCACACCCAGCCGAAAUGAGACUGUACAAGAACAUACCCCAAAUGUCAUUUGAUGAUACAAGCAGAGAGCCAGAACAAGCCUUUCGCCUAAACAGGGAUCCACAUGCCGAGCUUGAGUAUCCAACCAAGAUUGCGAGAUUCUCCAAUGUGGAGCACUUAUCUAUCCACAUAUCUCGAAACUUUGGGGCAGAAUCCACUCGCGUGUAUUACAUUGGUCUGCGGGGAGAAUACGCAGAGCCUCACAGACAUGAGGUGACAAUCUGCAACUACGAAGCAGCAGCCAAUCCAGCAGAUCACAAAGUGAAGAGCAUUACGCCCCAGACACAGUUCAUAUCAUGACAAACAGAGGAAAGAGAAUCUCACGCCUGCUGUGUCAAACUAUAAAAGUGUGCAUGAGUUUUGGUAACGGCCA